This is a messenger RNA of Helobdella robusta, 1902 nucleotides long. RefSeq lists its product as hypothetical. The record is from RefSeq and is a predicted model, not a curated record. The transcript has 6 exons. NCBI's taxonomy places the organism in Eukaryota, Metazoa, Annelida, Clitellata, Rhynchobdellida, Glossiphoniidae. The coding region runs from base 1 to 1902 and encodes 633 amino acids.
AUGGCUUCUAAUUCAAACUGUGGUGCUCUUACAACACGCAGCAUGACUAACAUAUGGCUGAUUGGACAGUUACAAAGUGAACUUCCAGUAAAUGUAUUGCCUACAACAGAUAAGGUCAUGGACAUGUGGAACAAGGCUAGAAUACCAACAACCUACCAUACUCAUGUUGUAGAAAAAGUAAAUGAAGCACAACGAGCACGAGAGAAGGAAUUUGAAGAAAAGGAGCACAUGCUGUUUGAUAUUGCUCACCAACACGCCAUGCAGCUCAUCCGAAUUCAGGAAGAUAUAGAAUUUCUUGAAGACCAGAGGGGCAGUCGACGAAUGCAAAUGAGUGGCAUUGAUAAAGACCUGACCAAGAAAGAAGAGCGCACAGAACAACGUAAAUGCAAAAAAGAAGAGAGAAAAGAGCGAGAGCAGGAGCGGAUGACAGAAAGUACCUCACUACAUUUAUCUAGUUCUGAUGACAGUGAUAGUGAACAGCAGGACACAGAGGACAACUAUGAAAUUGAAAUUCCAGUGUACUACAAAAAGCAGAUCAGUGAAGAUCGUGACAGAAACCCCCUUCUGGUUCACUGGGAUGGGAAGAUCAUGAAUGAUGAUCCACACUCCAGAACUGAUAGACUGGCUGUUGUUGUGACUGGCUGUAAUGUGGAGAAAAUCUUAGGAAUUGUUAAAAUUGCAUCAAGCACGGGACAAGCACAGGCCAAUGCAACUUUUCAGUUGCUCAAAUUAUGGGACGUUAGUGAAGACAUUAUAGGCAUGUGCUUUGAUACUACUGCUGCCAAUACUGGGACGUCAAGUGGAGCAUGUGUUUUGCUGGAGAAACUGCUCCAUAGAAAUCUCUUGCACUUUGCUUGUCGUCAUCAUGUACAUGAAUUGAUAAUCGGUGAAGUUUUCACAGUUCUGUUUGGUCCAAGCCGUGGCCCCAACAUUGGAAUGUUUGAAAGAUUUCGAGCCUACUGGCCAAAUAUAAAUCAGUCAAACCACAAGCCACUUGAUGAUGACAGGAUGAACUACUCAUUGCUACAGAUGAUGCGGUCUGACAUAGAUUACAAGGAGUUGGUUGAACUCUGUCUCUUAGUGCUGGGUUAUCCAAUGCAGACUGAUGGCAAGUACCAUUUCCGUGUUCCUGGAGCAUAUCACAUGGCCAGAUGGAUGGCCAAAGUGAUCUACUGUCUCAAAAUGUAUUUGUUCCGAUAUGAAUUCAAGCUAACAGCAACUGAAACAAAAAGUUUAACUGAAUUCUGCCUAUUUGCAACCCAUAUAUAUGUGCCAGCAUGGAUGUUGUGCCCAAUACCCAGUGAUGCACCAGUCAAUGACCUGCAACUUCUGAGCAGAAUUGAACAAUACUCUAAAAUCAACAAGAAUGUAGCAAGUGCUGGCACAAAAAAGUUGAAGAAUCAUCUGUGGUAUCUCGGUACAGAAAUGGUUUGGCUGUCAUUGUUCUCAAAUAAGGUUGCAAAUGCUGAGAAGCAGUUGAUUGUGGAAGCAAUGACUGCAGUAGAUUCUGACUGGAGUGUGCGAGGUGUCAAAUAUCCUGCAACUGAACUGGAACAUGUGAAAAGCAAACCACUGCAUGAUCUGGUAUCAGGUACAUCUCGUGCUGCAUUGUUAUCACUUGGAAUGGAUGCUGCUAUCUUGCGUGAAACUGAACUGGAACAUGUGAAAAGCAAACCACUGCAUGAUCUGGUAUCAGUAGCAAAUGUUGUGAAGUCACUUAAGGUCGUUAAUGACACUGCAGAACGCACUGUGGCACUCAUGACAAAUUUUAACCAGUCUAUAACCAAAAAUGAAACAGAACUGCAAAAACUGAUACAGGUGGUGGAGGACAAUCGAACACGUAUUCCGGACUCCUCUAAGCGCACAUUAGCCAGUGCUCAAGCAGCUGCUGCUAUGUUUUGA